Molecule: messenger RNA, 1471 nt
Organism: Plodia interpunctella (Indianmeal moth)
Lineage: Eukaryota; Metazoa; Arthropoda; Insecta; Lepidoptera; Pyralidae
Product: malate dehydrogenase-like
Exons: 7
Coding region: 156-1352 (398 amino acids)
Biological process (GO): tricarboxylic acid cycle
Cellular component (GO): mitochondrion; cytoplasm
Molecular function (GO): L-malate dehydrogenase (NAD+) activity
Source: RefSeq, a predicted model, not a curated record
AGCAAACUCAAAACAUGUCAUGCGUUAUCUCCAAUACCAAUGUUCAAAAUUAAUUUAAAUUUUAUAAAAACACGAAUACAAAACUAAAUAAUUCGUUAUGUGAGUUUAGUAUUCCCUAAAAAAAACGAAAAAAAAAAAAGAAAAGAACAAAAAGAAUGUUGCGGUCUAUUUGUACGCGAGUUGUUCGCUCGCCGAUGAUGGUUCCCAAAGCUAACUGGCAAAAUUUCGUUAUGUCGGAUGCGUUGGCUCAAAUAGAAAAGGACUGUGAGCGCUUCUGUCGCGUACCUAGGUUUCCACCACAAAAGGUUACAGUGGUAGGUGCCGGCAGCGACGUGGGUCGCAUAGCGUCAUUGUUCCUCAAACAGCAGAAGGUGGUCAAAACCCUGGCCAUGUACGACGACUACCCCGAGAGGUGUGUGCUCGGAGUGGCCAAUGACGUCGCCCACAUCGACACCAGCACUGAGGUCGAAGCUUACCAGGGAAAGGCCUACAUGAGGGAUGCUCUUGAUGAUGCAGACGUAGUUCUGAUCUGCGGCGGGUGCUACGUGCUGCCGCCGUGCUGCUGCGCGCCGGACCGCGAGAUCUUCUUCCAGAACAUGCAGCUGGUGCGCACGACCACGCUGGCGUGCGCGCAGUUCUGCCCGCAAGCCAUCAUCGCCGUGCAGACGCCGCCAGUCGAUUGUAACUUCGCGCUCUGUGUCCAUACGCUGAAAAUGGCGGGCAAAUACAACAGACGUCGCGUUCUGGGUGUGAACGCUAUAAACGCGAUGAGAGCGAACCAGCUGGUGUGCUCUAUCACCGGCACCGACCCCAGCGCCGGCAGCACGCCGGUCGUGUGCGGCACUGGACGCUGCACGCGCGUGCCGGUCUUCUCAGCUGCCAAAGCUGCCAACAUCCCGCAAACGCAGUUGGACUGCCUGAUCCGACUGGUGCGGGAGGCAGACGAGAUCAUCUGUAAAGUGAAGAGCAAUAACGAACAGGGCCACCUGUCCAUCGGUUUCGCCACGGCCAGAUUCGUUGUUCACAUCAUGAAAGGUCUAUUCGAAAAACCGACAUUCAUAGACAGUGCCCUGGUGGAACAAAACGACCCGGAGAAAUGCUACGGCAUGCCCGUCUGCGCGACCCCCGUCACCGUCGGCAAGGGCGGCAUCGUCGAGUACGCGGUACCCAUCCUCAACGAGGCGGAAAAAUCAUUGCUGGACGAUAGCAAGUGUGACCUCGAAGACAUGUUGAAAUUGGGCCGCUGCUACGCGACCGGCGACGAGUACUCCCUACACGAGUGCCGAUUCUACGAGUGGCCGUGUCCCCCACCCUGCCCCGUCGGAAAACCGUGCCAAAGGAAACAGGAUUAAGUCUGUAACAAUAAAGCUAAUGGUAAAGUCCUUUUCUGUUUUACUACGUUCCGCUAGGUCCUGUCAUGGCGUGUAAAAAAAGAAUUAAGCUAUUGUAAUAAAGUAAAGAAAUUGUUAAA